Drosophila willistoni is the source of this 471-nucleotide messenger RNA. It is a transcript of the gene ATPsynG, whose product is annotated as ATP synthase subunit g, mitochondrial. Gene Ontology annotation, biological process: proton motive force-driven ATP synthesis. The record is from RefSeq and is a predicted model, not a curated record. NCBI's taxonomy places the organism in Eukaryota, Metazoa, Arthropoda, Insecta, Diptera, Drosophilidae. The coding region runs from base 83 to 379 and encodes 98 amino acids. The transcript is spliced from 3 exons. Gene Ontology annotation, molecular function: proton transmembrane transporter activity.
GUAAUCGUAUUUCGAUAGAUGUUAUUCAACCUGUGACAGAUAGCAACUCUGUUUCAUCGCGGCACGACACGAUUUUAAAACAAUGGCGAGUUUGGCAAAGAGUUCGGGACUGGUAAACAGGCUGAUUGCUCAGGCAAGACCACAGCUUGAUGUGUUCUUGAAAUAUGCCAAAGUGGAAUUGACUCCACCAACGCCAGCUGAUAUUCCGGCUAUUCGUCAGGGUCUGGGUAACAUUAUCAAGAGCGCCAAGACCGGAGGCUACAAGAACUUGUCCGUCAAGGAGGCCUGGUUAAACACCCUUGUCGCCGCUGAGGUUAUAUGCUGGUUCUAUAUUGGCGAGUGCAUCGGCAAGCGUAACAUUGUUGGAUACAAAGUUUAAAUACUGCUAAAUUCUUGUAAAGAAAUAGAACUUGCUACAUAAUUAAUGUCUGCGAUAGUUUCGAAACUAAAUAAAGUAAAUUAAUACAGUAA